Molecule: messenger RNA, 537 nt
Organism: Protopolystoma xenopodis
Lineage: Eukaryota; Metazoa; Platyhelminthes; Monogenea; Polystomatidea; Polystomatidae
Source: the annotation of a GenBank genome assembly
GUCGACUGUCAGCCGGUCUCAGUCAGCGUGUCGCGCGGCUGCCAAGUAGAAGACAGGUUCGCCUACUUUCGAAUGUGCCUCACCACGACCGGCGCCUACGUCUACUGCCCAGUGCCCUUAUCGACGUACAUCUACGUCGACCCGAUGAAGGCGAUUAAACGCGAUAACCAGGUCCGACAGCGCUCUGGCCUGCCGCCAGUCUGGCUACCGGCAGAGCGUCAGAAACGCAUCAAACUGGCCCGCCAUGGCCUCAGCCUGGGACUCGGACCAGGCUCGGUUUCGGCGUCUGGAUCUGGCCAAAGCUUGGGGGAACCUUUCGACCUGGCCCGUGAGCUAGCAAUGGAGACGGCAGCCCUGUCGAUAUUUGCGUUCGCCAUGAAUGGACAUCUGGUGAAGCUGCGCUCCGGCUGUCUGGUAGGCAGCUACGAGGGUGACGAGGAGGCUUACGAGGAGUUCGCAUUAGCGCACAUUCGAGACAGACGCGACAUUACAGUCGUAAAAGUGGGUACUCCUGUUGACUUUAGUCUGGCCAGAUAG